GCCCUCCGAUCGUAGCGCUUCAAACAACAGCCUACAUUUCAAGAUCUGAACACUACAGAAUGGCACCAGACAAGAAAGAUAAGAAGCGCAAGGCUGUGAACGCCGCUGCCGCCGACUCGCCCGCAAAGAAGACCAAGAAGGUCGAAGCGAAAGCCGCUCAAUCCCCCAAGCCGAUACUCAAGAAGGCCAAGAAAACUGAGGCACCUGCUAAGGUGGAAUCUGCUUCAGAGUUGAAGGUCAAUGGCAAGCCCGCUAGACAAGUCAAGCCCCGAAAGCGUGCUGCCGAUUUUCUCAGCGACAACGAGGAAAGUGAGCCAGAGACAGAGGCUGUUGAAGUCAAGGCCAACAAGGAGAAGCCCAGUACCAAGAAAUCGAAGAAAUCAGACGGAACCGCUGCCCCUGCCACGAAAGGAAAGAACACCAAGUCCGAAUCCAAAGCGAACGUCAACCCCAAGAAGGCUGAGCCUGUUGUGGAAGAAGACUAUGAGGAUGAGGACGACUCUGCUGCUUCGGAUGCCAGCCAAAAUGAGGCUGAAGAGGACGACCGCACAGCUGCCUUGAUUAGUGGCUUUGAAAGCAGCGGUGACGAGGGUGAGUCCGACGACGAGGGCUCUAAGCCCAUCCAUAGGGGUCCCGAUUUGAAUGCGGCGCAGCGCAAGAUCGCAAAGAAACUCAAGGAGAACACCGGCCGGCCAGAGGAACCCGGCACGAUCUAUGUUGGACGGAUUCCUCAUGGUUUCUACGAAAACCAAAUGCGCUCCUACUUCGCCCAGUUCGGUGAGGUCACCCGCGUUCGUCUUUCUCGUAACCGCAAAACCGGUCAAUCUAAGCACUACGCCUUCGUCGAAUUUGCUUCGACAGAUGUGGCUAAGAUUACUGCGGCCGCGAAUGACAACUACCUGUUUUACGGUCACAUUUUGAAAUGUAAAUAUGUGGCCCCGGAGCGCCUACACCCUGAAAUAUGGAAGGGUGCGAACAGGCGAUUCAAGAAGACUCCGUGGAACCGGAUUGAAAAGAGACGUCUCGACCAGGGCAAGACGAGAGAAAAGUGGACGGAACGCAUUGAAAAGGAACAGCAGAAACGAGCGGCCAAGGCGGAGCAGCUUAAGAGCAUUUUGGGCUACGAUUUGGAGCUACCACAAUUGAAGAGCGUGGACGAGGUUCCGGUUCCGGAGAACAAGACCAUCGAGGCAACCGAGCCGGCAGCCGAGGAAUCCGCCAAGGCUAUCGAGGCCCCUAAGGCCAAGGAGGUCGAAGUAGAGAAGCCUGCUGAAGAUACCCCCAAGAAAGUUAACAAGAAGAAAAAUACGGCUCAGUCCCCUGCUGUGCAAGAGACAGCCAAAUCUGCCACGAAGAAGACUGAAGUCGCGGCCUCACCCGCCAGCAAGAAGGUGAAGAAGGCCGGCAAGAAGGCCAAGGGCAAGGCCACUGCUUGAUUGUUGGAUUUUAAUCAAAAUGUUCCUGUUUUUCCUCCUAUCGCAUAAAAGAUCUCUCGGAGUUGAAUCAAUUUCUCAUGUACAUGAUUCUUGCAUUGUUCAUUGUGUAUGAUAUAGAGG
Aspergillus homomorphus CBS 101889 is the source of this 1556-nucleotide messenger RNA. RefSeq lists its product as uncharacterized. The transcript is spliced from 3 exons. Gene Ontology annotation, molecular function: RNA binding. Gene Ontology annotation, cellular component: nucleolus. NCBI's taxonomy places the organism in Eukaryota, Fungi, Ascomycota, Eurotiomycetes, Eurotiales, Aspergillaceae. Bases 60 to 1436 code for a protein of 458 amino acids. Gene Ontology annotation, biological process: maturation of LSU-rRNA from tricistronic rRNA transcript (SSU-rRNA, 5.8S rRNA, LSU-rRNA). The record is from RefSeq and is a predicted model, not a curated record.